Molecule: messenger RNA, 1535 nt
Organism: Myotis davidii
Lineage: Eukaryota; Metazoa; Chordata; Mammalia; Chiroptera; Vespertilionidae
Gene: ABCB10
Product: ATP binding cassette subfamily B member 10
Exons: 11
Coding region: 77-1510 (477 amino acids)
Biological process (GO): transmembrane transport
Cellular component (GO): membrane
Molecular function (GO): ATP binding; ATP hydrolysis activity; ABC-type oligopeptide transporter activity
Source: RefSeq, a predicted model, not a curated record
AAGGCCCCCGCGAGCUGAGAGCAGCCCGUGUCUUCCAGCUGCCGUCGGGUUCCUAGCCGUGUCCAGUGUCAUCACCAUGUCAGCGCCCUUCUUCCUGGGGAGGAUCAUCGACGUCAUUUACACCAACCCCACCGGGGACUACAGCAGCAGCCUGACCCGCCUCUGCCUGGCGCUCAGCGGCGUGUUCCUGUGCGGAGCUGCGGCCAACGCCAUCCGUGUCUACCUCAUGCAAACCUCAGGGCAGCGCAUCGUGAACCGGCUGCGAGCUUCCUUGUUCUCCUCCGUCCUGAGGCAGGAAGUGGCUUUCUUUGACAAGACCCGCACGGGCGAGCUGAUCAACCGCCUCUCCUCGGACACGGCGCUCCUGGGCCGCUCGGUGACCGAAAACCUCUCGGACGGGCUCCGGGCCGGGGCCCAGGCCUCUGUCGGGAUCGGCAUGAUGUUCUUUGUCUCGCCUCAUCUGGCCACUUUCGUUUUGAGUGUGGUGCCUCCAAUAUCCAUCCUUGCGGUGAUUUAUGGACGAUACCUACGGAAACUGACCAAACUCACUCAGGACUCCCUGGCACAAGCCACGCAGCUAGCCGAGGAACGCAUCGGAAACAUCAGAACUGUUCGAGCUUUCGGGAAAGAAGUGACUGAAAUCGAGAAAUACACCAGCAAAGUGGACUUCGUGAUGCAGUUAGCCAGGAAGGAGGCGAUCGCUCGGGCAGGCUUCUUCGGAGCAACCGGGCUCUCUGGGAACCUGAUCGUGCUCUCCGUGCUGUACAAAGGCGGGCUGCUGAUGGGCAGCGCCCACAUGACCGUGGGCGAGCUCUCUUCCUUCCUCAUGUACGCUUUCUGGGUUGGAUUGAGCAUCGGAGGUCUGAGCUCGUUCUACUCGGAGCUGAUGAAGGGCCUGGGCGCCGGGGGCCGCCUCUGGGAGCUGCUGGAGAGGAAGCCGGGGCUGCCUUUCGACGAGGGGCUGACCUUGAACGAGAAGAGCUUCCAGGGUGCGCUGGAGUUCAAGAACGUGCACUUCGCCUACCCGGCUCGCCCCGAGGUGCCCAUCUUCCAGGACUUCAGCCUCUCCAUCCCCUCGGGGUCCGUCACGGCGCUGGUGGGCCCCAGUGGGUCCGGCAAAUCCACGGUGGUUUCCCUCCUGCUGAGGCUGUACGACCCCCUUUCAGGGACCAUCAGUCUGGACGGUCGUGACAUCCGCCAACUGAACCCCGUCUGGCUGAGAUCCAAGAUCGGGACAGUGAGUCAGGAACCAAUUUUGUUCUCUUGCUCAAUUGCUGAGAACAUUGCUUACGGGGCAGAGGACCCUUCUGUGGUGACGGCCGCGCAGGUGGAGGAGGUGGCGGAAGUCGCCAACGCAACUGCUUUCAUCCGCAGCUUCCCGCAGGGGUUCGGCACGAUGGUCGGAGAAAAGGGAGUUCUUCUCUCAGGUGGGCAGAAGCAGCGGAUCGCCAUCGCCCGGGCGCUGCUGAAGAAUCCCAGAAUUCUCCUCCUGGAUGAAGCCACCAGGUGAGGAUAUCUCAGCACUACAUGUGAUU